Messenger RNA from Ceratotherium simum simum (southern white rhinoceros), 1156 nucleotides. RefSeq names its product BCL2 interacting protein 1 (gene BNIP1). NCBI's taxonomy places the organism in Eukaryota, Metazoa, Chordata, Mammalia, Perissodactyla, Rhinocerotidae. The record is from RefSeq and is a predicted model, not a curated record. Gene Ontology annotation, biological process: retrograde vesicle-mediated transport, Golgi to endoplasmic reticulum. Gene Ontology annotation, cellular component: endoplasmic reticulum; SNARE complex. Gene Ontology annotation, molecular function: SNAP receptor activity.
GGCACUGCCGCUGCCCGUAGCUGGCGUCCCCAACAUGGCGGCUCCCCAAGAUGUCCACGUCCGGAUCUGCAACCAAGAAAUUGUCAAAUUCGACCUGGAGGUGAAGGCGCUUAUCCAGGAUAUUCGAGACUGUUCAGGACCAUUAAGCUCACUCACUGAACUGAAUACUAAAGUGAAAGAGAAGUUUCAGCAGUUGCGGCACAGAAUACAGGAGCUUGAGCAGUCUGCUAAAGAGCAAGACAAAGAGUCAGAGAAGCAAGUUCUGCUCCAGGAAGUAGAGAAUCACAAAAAGCAGAUGCUCAGCAAUCAGACCUCCUGGAGGAAAGCUAAUCUUACUUGCAAAAUUGCUAUCGACAGUCUUGAGAAAGCAGAACUUCUCCAGGGAGGAGACCCCUUAAGGCAAAGGAAAACCACCAAAGAGAGCCUGGCCCAGACGUCCAGUGCCAUCACAGAGAGCCUCAUGGGGAUCAGCAGGAUGAUGUCCCAGCAGGUCCAGCAGAGCGAGGAAGCCGUGCAGACGCUAGUCAGUUCUUCACGGACUCUCCUGGAUGCAAAUGAAGAAUUUAAGUCCAUGUCGGGGACCAUCCAGUUGGGCCGGAAGCUCAUCACAAAAUAUAAUCGCCGAGAGCUGACAGACAAGCUUCUCAUUUUCCUUGCCCUGGCCCUUUUUCUUGCUACAGUCCUCUAUAUUGUGAAAAAGCGGCUCUUUCCAUUUUUGUAAGAUCUGAGUGCUGCCAGCUUCUGCCCUUUAAGCUCCAGUGUCAGGAUCCAGCCGUGCUCCUGAGCCCUGGCCCAAGCUGCCAAACCCAUCCACGCACCCCAAGUCGGAUACAGUUGCUCAGCAGGUCGAAUGGAGACACAGCCCCCCAGGUUUCUGCAGGUGGCUGGCUGUUAAAGGGCGAGCAGAGCAAGGAGAGGCCUGUCAUCAGGAUACCUACAGGCCACAGGGACUCCAAGAGCCAUCGCACACUAUGGGUGGCUGCCAUGUAGGGCACUCAGAGGCCAGCCUCCAGGAUUUGAUGCUUCUCCUCUCUCUCUCCCACUGUGGCUUUAAUGCCAGGUCUGGUGGAGGGAAGAGAGAAGCGGGGGAAGAAAGACGAUGAAAACUCAAAUCCAUUCCUUGAAUAAACUUGACUGUAUUUAGCAGAAUGAAAUG